This is a messenger RNA of Aspergillus niger, 1512 nucleotides long. RefSeq lists its product as uncharacterized. The record is from RefSeq and is a predicted model, not a curated record. Gene Ontology annotation, cellular component: membrane. Gene Ontology annotation, molecular function: transmembrane transporter activity. Lineage: Eukaryota; Fungi; Ascomycota; Eurotiomycetes; Eurotiales; Aspergillaceae. Gene Ontology annotation, biological process: transmembrane transport. The transcript has 5 exons. The coding region runs from base 1 to 1512 and encodes 503 amino acids.
AUGGCCUCCUUGCGCCCCGGGCCGACCGAGGCCAUCUCCGUCUCCAGUGGAUCAUCGUCUACCCCUCAGUAUACGCCUGUCUCUGAUCGCUCCGAGAAUGAUGGUUCUCCCAAUCCAAAUCGACCAACGGCUGGGUCCCUGAGAGUUCAGACAGCCUUCAGCUCAGACGGGGAGUCGUUUACUGACGACGGGUUCGAUGAAGGAUAUGAAUCCUACGAAGAUGUGCAGCCCCUUUCGAGUAGUAGAACUAGCAUGCCAAAGUACACAAAAGAGGAAGAGAAGGGGGUCAUCAAGCAAUUCGAUCGCAAAUUGGUCCCUUUUCUAGCUCUCCUCUAUCUGCUUUCGUUUCUAGAUCGCUCAAACAUUGGAAAUGCCAAAAUCGCCGGUCUCGCAGACGACCUGCAUCUCUCGUCAUCGCAAUAUGAAUGGCUCCUCACGGCCUUCUACAUCACCUACAUCCUCUUCGAAUGGAUGACGCUCAUGUACAAAGUCGUCCCACCGCACAUCUACAUCGCUCUCUGCGUCUGCGGCUGGGGCCUCGUCGCAUCUUUACAAUCGCUCGCUACUUCAUUCGGAGCCCUCGUCUUCCUUCGAGCAGCUCUCGGCAUCACCGAAGCAGCAUUCGGCCCUGGCGUGCCCUUCUAUCUUUCACUCUUCUACAAGCGCGAAGAGCUCGCCUUCCGAAACGGCCUCUUCAUCUCCGCUGCUCCCCUCGCCUCAUCCUUCGCCAGCAGCCUAGCCUGGCUCAUUGUCCGCGUGAGCGACAACGGCCCAAUCGCUCCCUGGCGUACCCUCUUCCUAGUCGAAGGGUUCCCCAGCAUCAUCGUCGCCGUCUUCGCCUGGGUAGUCAUCCCCGAUACACCAGGCAGCGCCUCAUUCCUGAACCCCCGGCAGCGGGCAAUCGCACAGCUCCGCAUGGACGAGCUCAAACCAAACCACAGACCACAUCAGCAGCAAUCGCAGCAACGCAAAUCCUUCAACUGGAAAGAAGUCAAGAAGACCCUCGCCGAUCCCAAAUCCUACAUCACAGCCCAUGGGCUACAGCUCCCUAACAUCCCAAGCCCUCUCCGCCCCACCGUACCUCCUCUCCUUCCUAACCGUCCUCUUAACAUCCCACCUCUCGGACCGCACACGCACGCGCAGCCCCUACCUCAUCUUCCACGCGCUCUUGUCCGCAACCGCCUACGCCGCAAUCGCCCUGGCGGGGCAUUUCCACUCCUCCCUCCCAUCUCCCAUCCACGUCGCAAUUCGCUACCUGGCCGUCUACCCCGCCACAUCGGGGUUCUUCUCCGCCAUCACGCUAAUCAUCACCUGGACCAUGGACAACCGGCCCGCGAACGAGGGGAAGGGCGCCAGCGUGGCCCUGCUGAAUGUCAUUGGGCAGUGCGGGCCGCUGCUCGGCACGAGGCUGUAUCCGGCGAGUCAGGGGCCGUGAGGGUUGGAUUGUUAGAUAGAAGGAUACCGGCAUGCUCGGACUAUGAUAGAAUCAUCAAUUUAUCAACAAUUCGGUAG